This is a messenger RNA of Symbiodinium necroappetens, 477 nucleotides long. Lineage: Eukaryota; Dinophyceae; Suessiales; Symbiodiniaceae. The record is from the annotation of a GenBank genome assembly.
AUGCGCGAUGCAGUUGUGGAACAGCUCGGGGACGUGACUGAUAUAGCCUAUCUCGAUUGCUUGCUGGCCAUGUUCCCCUGGACCUUAACUUUCCCGCCUAUUGCCUGGGCUGGAAAGCCUGCACUUCAUGACCUUGGCUUUCGAUCUAGUUUCGAGUAUUUUGCCGCGAACCUCACUGAAUUUCUCUUCUUCAUGUUGGUGUCCCCUGCAACGUAUCCUUACUUGCUCCGGUGUGUGAAGUAUCUCGACGAGAGCCUCGACCCUGGCCUGGCACGGGCAGCCGCAGCUUUCUUCUGCGGGUCCUUGAUCUUCAGUUUUGUGCAGCUUGAGACAGCUUUCGUCUCUGCAUCACUGGAGAGCUUUAUCAUCACACAGCACCCAGCUUUCCUUGGUUUCUUCGUGCUCGCAAUUGUCGCCGCCAUGUUCCAGCACUACACACUCUUCGGGGCAGGGCGGCCGCAACAGUCCAGCAGGGAG